AUGAAGCGGCAGAACGUGCGCACGCUCGCGCUCAUCAUGGGCACCUUCACGUACCUGCUGGCCGGCGCCGCCGUCUUCGACGCGCUCGAGUCGGAGCAGGAGACGGCGGAGCGGCGGCGGCUGGAGGCCAAGCGGCUCGAGCUGCGCGCCCGCUACAACCUGAGCGCGCAGGGCUACCGCGAGCUCGAGCGCGUCGUGCUCAAGCUCAAGCCGCACAAGGCCGGCGUGCAGUGGAAGUUCGCCGGCUCCUUCUACUUCGCCAUCACCGUCAUCACCACCAUAGGCUACGGGCACGCGGCGCCCAGCACGGACGGCGGCAAGGUCUUCUGCAUGGUGUACGCGCUGCUGGGCAUCCCGCUCACGCUCGUCAUGUUCCAGAGCCUGGGCGAGCGCAUCAACACGUGCGUGCGCUGCCUGCUGCGCCGCCUCAAGCAGGGCCUGGGCAUGCGGCGGCCCGACGUCUCCAUGGCCAACAUGGUCACCAUCGGCUUCCUCUCGUGCAUCGGCACGCUGUGCGUCGGCGCCGCCGCCUUCUCCCACUACGAGCACUGGAGCUUCUUCCACGCCUACUACUACUGCUUCAUCACGCUCACCACCAUCGGCUUCGGCGACUACGUGGCGCUGCAGAAGGACGAGGCGCUGCAGACCAAGCCGCAGUACGUGGCCUUCAGCUUCGUCUACAUCCUCACGGGCCUCACGGUCAUCGGCGCCUUCCUCAACCUCGUCGUGCUGCGCUUCAUGACCAUGAACGCCGAGGACGAGAAGCGGGACGCGGAGCAGCGGGCGCUGCUGGCGCGCGGCGCCACCGCCGUCACCGAGGUCGGGGACGGCGGCGCGGGCUCCGGUGGCGCCGCCGGCGGCUUCCGCAACGUCUACGCGGAGGUGCUGCACUUCCAGUCCAUGUGCUCGUGCCUGUGGUACAAGAGCCGCGAGAAGCUGCAGUACUCCAUCCCCAUGAUCAUCCCGCGGGAGCUGUCGAGCGCCGAGGCGGGCGGCGAGGCGGCGCGCGCCGCCGGGGCGCCCGGGCGCCGCUGCCUCUGCGCCGCGCCGCGCUCCGCRCUCAGCUCCGUCUCCAGCGGCCUCCACAGCCUCGCCGCCGCGCAGGGCCUCGGCAAGCGCCGCAGCUCCGUGUAGCCUCCCCGCCGGCGGGUCCCCCCGGCCGGCGCUAAACCUGGGGCUGUUGCACGGACUGCUCUGCAAGGUGGGAAGCGGGGUGGGGAGGCC
Messenger RNA from Nothoprocta perdicaria, 1224 nucleotides. RefSeq names its product potassium two pore domain channel subfamily K member 3 (gene KCNK3). The transcript has 2 exons. Gene Ontology annotation, cellular component: membrane. The record is from RefSeq and is a predicted model, not a curated record. Gene Ontology annotation, molecular function: open rectifier potassium channel activity; potassium ion leak channel activity. NCBI's taxonomy places the organism in Eukaryota, Metazoa, Chordata, Aves, Tinamiformes, Tinamidae. Gene Ontology annotation, biological process: stabilization of membrane potential; potassium ion transmembrane transport. Bases 1 to 1134 code for a protein of 377 amino acids.